GAUUCUCAUUUUAAAGUUGCUGCUACAAAAAUAACUUCUUUUACAUUUGUUGAAUGAGGAAAGACUUAAUAUCUUUUUCUAACUUGUACGAAUAAAAUUAUAUUUAUAAAGAAAUAUAAAAUUGAAGCUUCGAAGGUGAUGGUAUCUUAUUCAAUUCGUAUAAAAUACAGUCAAUGGCAGUAGUAACGGUGGAGUUCUGGGUUCACCUCUGGGAUCGUUGAGAUACUAAAUUCGAGUCUCAUAUUACACACAAGUUGUGGGUUAUCCCAGUUAGUUUGCCUUUCAAAGACAAAAAAUGUCCCAUGGAAACUCUCAAAUGAGUGGUGGAGAUGGAUAUCCAGUCGAGGUCGUGCGAUUAUGCAGGGAAAAUAGCCGAAGUCGCGCGAACCCGCCGACUAAAUCUACAGUGAACUGAUGCCAGCAAUGCUAACAUUGAGAGGCAAUGGCCUUGAUCCGGCAGAAAUGGAGGGUACAAUGGAGACUAAGGCCAAAACCCUACCCAAACGACGCGGUACCAAAUCUGGGAAACAGAAAACUCAAGCUGAGAAGGAAAGCCAUAAUGAGAGCUGUAGACGGUCUCGACUGAAAAUGAAAACGAUGCAUAAGGACCGAGAUCAAGAGUUCUUAAAGUUGCAAGCUGAUCACAAGACGAUCAAAACUGAGCUGCAGUACCAAGCUAAAAAGGGGAUCGAGUGCAAUGAAAAGCUCCAAUCUUUGGAAGAGGAUAACCAAAUACUCAGUAUAGACCUUCACACUAUGAAAGAAGAGUUGGAAUGGACGAGGCAAAUCGCCGUUGCAUUGAUGGCCUUCCAUGGGCAUAACUUUACUUCUUUUGACCAGGCCGUAGAAUGGUUUGCGUCGUAGAAUUAUGCGGGAGAUGGUCAAGUUUCAAGAGCUUCUGGAACUGGUUUACAGAAUGUUAACGGGUUGGUGGGAUCAAUACCGGUUCCGACGAUCAACUUUCAACCUUCCAUGGUUAACUUUGAUCAGCAAAUGUAUUUUGGCCAGGACAACGCCAACAUUGCUGCCUUUAUUGCUGCUGCUCCCGCAUAUACUGCUGAUCAUGCUGCCUCCUCUGCUGCAGGAGUUUCGACUAUUACUGGCUCCUCGUCAGGUGCAAAUCCUACUCUGGUGUUUGGUUCCACAAAUAAUAAUGAGAAAGAUGAUGAUCUUUUCAGCUUUGUUAAAUUCCAUCUUCAGAGUUAGUUUGGAGAUGAUGCCGUGUUUCCUUCUAUUGCUGGUUGCUGCCUUUUUAUGUUGAUGGUGAGUUUGUUUAUGUUGUAAGAGAUGCUUGAUUAUUCAAUUCCAAUUUACCAGAUGUACUAUCAAGUCAUCUUCGUCUUGAUGAUUAAGUCGACAAUGAAUUGUAUGGUUAAUUAUCAAUUUUCAUUCAUAUUUGGUUCAAGUCAAA
Messenger RNA from Gossypium arboreum, 1411 nucleotides. RefSeq lists its product as uncharacterized. The record is from RefSeq and is a predicted model, not a curated record. NCBI's taxonomy places the organism in Eukaryota, Viridiplantae, Streptophyta, Magnoliopsida, Malvales, Malvaceae. The transcript has 8 exons. Bases 415 to 864 code for a protein of 149 amino acids.